AUGAGCGCAGAAGAAGAACAAUCGCAAUCGGGCUAUGAAGAUGGCCUGGCAGGAGGACCAGGCGCACCAACGCCACUGUCGGCUCUUGAUGGUGUGGCGGGCUUGACGAAAAGAGAUAUACAACUGUUCGUGGAUGGAGGCUACAACACGGUGGAGUCGGUGGCAUAUACACCAAAAAAGAUGCUUGAGACGAUCAAGGGCAUAUCUGAGCAGAAGGCGACGAAGAUACUCGUAGAAGCUUCGAAGCUCGUACCCAUGGGCUUCACUACCGCGACCGAAAUGCAUGCACGACGUAGCGAACUCAUCUCAAUCACAACCGGCAGCAAACAACUUGACACACUUUUAGCUGGCGGGAUCGAAACUGGCAGCAUAACUGAAGUCUUCGGCGAGUUCCGUACAGGCAAGAGUCAGAUCUGUCACACCCUCGCUGUAACAUGCCAACUACCCUUCGACAUGGGCGGCGGCGAAGGCAAGUGCUUGUAUAUCGACACCGAGGGUACAUUCCGUCCUGUACGGUUACUGAGUGUGGCGAACCGAUACGGACUAUCAGGCGAGGAGGUGCUGGACAAUGUCGCGUACGCACGAGCGUACAACAGCGAUCAUCAAUUGCAACUGCUCAAUCAGGCCGCGCAGAUGAUGACCGAGACACGGUUCUCACUCCUCGUGGUGGACUCCGCCACAUCACUCUACCGCACAGACUUCGUGGGCCGUGGAGAGCUCUCAAGUCGACAGACACAUCUCGCCAAGUUCAUGAGAACAUUGCAACGACUAGCGGACGAGUUCGGCAUCGCAGUCGUCAUCACGAACCAAGUCGUGGCGCAAGUCGAUGGUGGACCUUCAGCAAUGUUCAAUCCCGAUCCGAAGAAACCCAUUGGUGGCAACAUCAUUGCUCACGCUUCCACAACACGUCUCAGUCUGAAGAAGGGCCGAGGCGAGACUCGAAUAUGCAAGAUCUACGAUUCACCUUGCUUGCCGGAAAGUGAUUGCAUGUUUGCGAUCACGGAGGAUGGUAUCAGUGAUCCACAGCCGAAGGAUCUGGAGAAGGAUUGA
Molecule: messenger RNA, 1050 nt
Organism: Recurvomyces mirabilis
Lineage: Eukaryota; Fungi; Ascomycota; Dothideomycetes; Mycosphaerellales; Teratosphaeriaceae
Gene: rhp51
Product: RecA recombinase Rhp51
Exons: 3
Coding region: 1-1050 (349 amino acids)
Biological process (GO): reciprocal meiotic recombination; mitotic recombination; DNA recombinase assembly
Cellular component (GO): condensed nuclear chromosome
Molecular function (GO): single-stranded DNA binding; DNA strand exchange activity; ATP binding
Source: RefSeq, a predicted model, not a curated record